ACUCUCUUCGCUUCUCUCUCUCUUCCACGUUAACCCUUCCACUCCCUCCAAAUCUUACAGUUUCACUCUCUGCGUCGCCGCCGCCGUAUAUAUAUAUAUAUAUACACAUACAUACACACUGGCUAUGCAAGGCGUCCGCCUCUACGGACCGUUAUCGGACGGAGGAGUGAGGCUAGAGCUGAGUCCGACGGCCACGGCGUCUCCGCUCACCAUCGACGUCGCCGAGACGGCGGAGGUGAAAAUCCAGCGCCUGAUUUCGGAGAAUCCGGUGGUGAUCUUCAGCCGCGCCGCCUGCUGCAUGUGCCACGUCAUGAAGCGCCUCCUGUCCACCAUCGGCGUCACGCCGACGGUCAUCGAAUUGGAAGAGGAUGAGAUCGGCGCCCUGCCGAGCUCCCCCGCCGCCGCCGCUGCCGAGGAGGACGGCGGUGGUGCCGGUGCCCCCGCGGUGUUCAUAGGCGGGACACGUGUCGGGGGGAUAGAGAGCCUCGUGGCGCUCCACGUGAGCGGUCGCCUUGUUCCAAAGCUGGAGGAAGUUGGGGCUAUCACCAAUAUGGUAUUGUAAUUUCCGUACUCCAUCAGGGACACGUUUGUAAUUUCACCCUAGCCCCAAAACAAUUACAUAAUUAUAGUUAUAACUUAUAAUUACUAUAUUAGGAGAAGAUUACCCCGUAAGUCUCAAAUGUUGAUUUGGGUAUUUAGGUCUAUCUCGUUAAUUAAUUUCAAUUCCCUAUAUUUUAGAACAAAAAAAAAAAAAAAUUGUAUAUUAGGUGGCAAUGUUACAAGGGCAAAUAAGUAACUUACACGUGUCUUAGAACUUGUGGUCUUAAAAUGUUAUUAUUAUUAUUAUUAUUAUUAUUAUUAUUAUUAUUAUUAUUAUUAUUAUUAUUAUUAUUAUUAUGCAUUAAUUGUUAGAAUGUGGUUUUGCUUUUUCUUUGACUAUAAAAUAUUUGGGGCUAUGCUUUGUCUCUCCAUGUUUGUAAUGGUUGGAAUUAUGGGAAUGGAGCUUAAAGACUUUUGUGUGUGUGAAUACACAAAACUAUAGAUAUAUGCAUGUGUAUGUAUAUAUUUAUAUAUUUGUUGUCAAUUCAAUUAUCACUUUGAAUAUCCUAGUUGUUGUAAAAGAAUAUUCUUGUGCUUUUAUAUUGAAGUAUUCUUAC
Messenger RNA from Ipomoea nil (Japanese morning glory), 1157 nucleotides. RefSeq names its product glutaredoxin-C6-like. The coding region runs from base 125 to 562 and encodes 145 amino acids. Lineage: Eukaryota; Viridiplantae; Streptophyta; Magnoliopsida; Solanales; Convolvulaceae. The transcript is spliced from 2 exons. The record is from RefSeq and is a predicted model, not a curated record.